AUGAUAAAUAAAUUCGCACAAGUAAAAAAUUCAACUGAAUUCUGGUUCACAUUUAACAGUUUCCGCAGAAAACACUCCUACAUCACCCGACUUCCCCUCGACACUGUCAAAGCCAUCAAAAAAGGCAAAGCUCCUGGCCUUGACUCGAUAACUGGUGAAUUUUAUAUGAACUUACUCGGCAACUGGCUAUUAUACCUGCAAGUACUCUUCAACAAGAUCAUCGACAAUGAGCAAAUACCACCGAACUGGGCCCAGGUUGCCUUGGUCAUGCUCCAUAAGGAAGGAGACAAAACGAUCCCGUCCAGUUACAGAGGUCUUGCAAUGGUCAAUCUUAUAACGAAAAUCAUCACUUCAAUCAUCAAGGGUAGACUCGACAAUUGGGUUGUACACACUGGCUUACUCCCAGAGGAACAAGCUGGCUUCACAGCUGGCAAGAGCUGCUCAGAAAACAUCUUUAUCCUAUGGACGACAAUCCAGCUGAAACUCAGGAACAAGAAAGGCAAAAUGUACAGACUUUACGUGGACUUCAAGAGAGAAUUUGACUCCGUUCCGCAUCAACUAUUGAAAUUUGCAAUCCUGGAGGAGUACUGCAAGAUCAACAAGCUCACAGUUAACCUUGACAAAACAAAGGUUGUGCACUUCAGAAGAGGAGGACCUGGAGAUAGGACUAAACUUUACUACAAUAGCUCCCUCGUGGAGUGGACAAAUGAAUAUGAAUACCUAGGUCCUUCACCGCUUCGGGCUUCUAACUGCAGCCAACGCUGCCUCACGAAAGGCAAAACUUGCCACCGGCGCAGCUAUUUCCACUCUAGGAUUGGAGCUGACUCCGGGCAGGGUAUGCUAAGAAUAUACAAAAGCUGCGUGCUGAGUACACUACUUUACACGGCACAGAUUUGGGGUUUGCGCUACACAGACAAACUGGAGCGAACUCAAACAAUGUUCUUCAAACGACUUCUUUCGCUUGUUUCUGGCAUACCGAGCGUCGAGCUGAGACUGGAGCUCAACUUGUCAAGGGUAAACCUGGAAAUCCUGAAGCUAUCAUUAUCCUGGGUCUGCCAAAUUCUCAAUAUAGACGACCGAUGA
This is a messenger RNA of Cotesia congregata, 1083 nucleotides long. NCBI's taxonomy places the organism in Eukaryota, Metazoa, Arthropoda, Insecta, Hymenoptera, Braconidae. The record is from the annotation of a GenBank genome assembly.